AGACCGACCCGAGUCAGUCCGAGUCCUCGCUGCGGCUCGAAGUUCUGGAGACGAGCAGGGUCCGAGCAGACCAGAGUCCAGGAGGGUCAGACUGGAUCUAUAACUCAGCCACACGUGGACAGUAUUUCAGUUUAACCCCAGGCGGACGGGCACGAGGGCAGAAAGGACUCGGUUUGACUCGGCUUUGUUCGCUUCAGCUCCGGAUAUGUGUUAAAAAAUAGUUUCAUUUGUACUUUUUUGGAACAUUUUCGGUUGUUUCAUGUUCAAAUUUUUAUUGUGAGAGUUUCUUUGAAUUCAGACUGAAGAAGAAACUCAACCAACAGCUGACUGACGACACGUUGCGCAACCGAGACAACAAUAAUAACGAGACAAAGACGUCAUCACCGGACAGUCCGCUCCAGUCCUCCCAGUAGCUUUCAGAGCUGCUACCUCCAGUCGGACUCCAAACUUCAAAGGAAAAACCACUUGAUUUUUCAUGUCUUCAGAAACUUCUGCUUCACAGACAGACAGACCCUCCGCUCUGCUCUGACUCUACUGGGUUUUCUACUGAGUUUACUGGUUUCCUGUUGACCUGCAGCUCGAACCAGUCCGCCUAACUGAACAGCACAAGAUGAGCAUGGGCAUGACCGCAGCCAGGUCUCAGCUGUGUCUGAAGAGGUUACUGGACGAGCCGCAGGACAAUCUACUGAAAUGUAAAGUCGCCCGUCUGGAUCCGCACCCUCCCGCCACCGGCCUAUCACACUGCCUCAGGCCCAGGAGCCCCACCCCCGAGUCCAACCAGAGCCAAUCGCCAUCCAGAGUCGGAUCGUACUUCCUGUUUGAAUGUUAUGAGGGGGAGAAGACUUAUAGGGCCGAGCAUGAACACACAAAGCAGCAAUACACCUGCCAGGUUCUUCCUCUACGUGGUUACCAGGAACGCUUGGCUGCCUACGCCCGCAUCGGUCACCAUGACAACAUCUGUGGCCUGCUGGACGUGGUUAUCGGCCAGGACAGUGUGUACGUCUUCCUGCCCAGUCACCACGGCGACAUGCACGCAUUUGUGCGAAGCAGGAAGCGUCUCGGAGAGGAGGAGGCGGGGCAUCUGUUCACUCAGAUGCUGAACGCCGUGACGCACUGUCAUCAACACGGAGUCGUCCUGAGAGACCUGAAGCUCCGUAGAUUUGUCUUCAUCGACAAAUACAGGACUCGCCUCGCUCUGCUUGGCCUGGACGACUGCGUCCUCCUGCACGGAAACCAUGAGGACGACUCUCUGACGGACAGACACGGCUGCCCCGCCUACGUCAGCCCCGAGCUGCUGACCAGCGGGAACAGGUCUUACUCGGGCCGAGCUGUGGACAUCUGGAGCCUGGGUGUGUCUCUGUACACCAUGCUGAUUGGACGAUACCCGUUUCAGGACACGCAGCCGGCUGUGCUGUUCGCCAAGAUCCGCCGCGGGUCCUUCAGCCUGCCCGAGUGGCUGUCACCGCAGGCCAAGUGUCUGAUUGGCUGCAUGCUGAGGAAGUCGCCCGCAGAGAGACUGAAAGCCUCGGAGCUGCUGAUGCACCCGUGGCUGACCAAUCCCUGCAUGCCACAUCACAACACGCAAAAGACACAUCAAAGCUCACAAAAAACACUGCAGAAUAAACAAGAUGAUGAUGACCAGGUGGUGCCAACGUGGACUGAAAAACACUAACACACACAUUAGUACUUCUACCCUUGCGAGGACGCACAUUGCAUUGUCUAGACCCUUUUCUUAACUAAUUAACCCCAAACUCCAAAUAUAACCUGGUUUGGGGUUAACAAUCAACCUAAACCUGAAAGUCAAUCCCGAUCUGAACCCUCAAACAGCGCUCAGGCCAAAUGUCCUCACAAACAGUUAAAAACCUACACAGGUCCUCGCAAAGGUAGACAUACAAGAUCACACACAAACACACACUACAGAGACAGUCUGAUCCUGGAUUACUUGACCCGACCCUCAGGUGCCUUCCUGUUGCUGCGUCUCAAUUCAAGCUCUGCUGGAUUCCUAACAGCCACCAGUUUCACCAGAAAAGUACCACAGACACAAAGUGUGUUCAGGCGCUCUUUGUCUACUGGUGAAGAGGAGAAUUCAUUACAUCCCAGAAUUAAACUAAUGACUCCUUCCUAACAUCCUGCAAGGGAGAUGUGAUUAAACCACUUCUCAGCACCCGGUGACACGACUACUCUGAUUUAAUAGGUGAAUAAAGACCGCCUGAACACACCACUGGUUUUUAAAACUGGACUUUGAAGGAGGCGGAGCAUGAAAAUGGGACACAGUUUCUUUCGCUCAGAGUUUACACUUCUUGGUUGCUCCCUAGAAUUACAAGAGAAGGAUCGGUCAGUGUUGGAAAGUCACAAGACGUCUCUAAAAAUGAAAAUUACACAAGUUUAUAUUCAGCCUCAGUCUGAAUUUUAAACAUCAAAGUGUCUCAUCCUUUUCUGAUGAUCCCAGUUUUCUCGAAGCCGAGAGCCUCCGCGAUCUUUUUCAGUAUUUUUCAGGCCGUGUUAUCUCAUGAUCAAAACUUCAGUCACUCAUUUCCUCUGAAUUCAGUUUUUGUGGUGCUUAUAAAAAAGGGUUAUCCAGAAAAAUAAUAUAGUUCACUCAUAUCAUUAGAUAUAAAAUGCUGAAUAGUUGCCUUGAGAUGUGAUGUUCUAUUUUUCUUGGAUGUCAAAUAUGUUUACAAGUGCAACAAAAACAAUUAGAUGCAGGCAGGUUUAUUCUGGGACGCCUCUUGUUCCCGAGGACUGACUAUGUGACAAAAGUGGCUCUGAAUCAACUGACAUCCCAAAAUAACAGCACAGUGACGUGUGAUCAUAAGAAAACAAUGUCUGACGUAACAGUUAUAUUAACUCCAAUUCAUAAAUAGAGCAUGUUUAACUUGUAUUCAUGAGAUAACCGGACUAAAAGUAUUCCCAGCACUCUUGUUUUUUCCUUUGACCGAUCGCAACCCGACAGACCUGCAGCCAGCCAAUAGGAUGCCUUCUUCUGAAUCUGUCACUCAGACCUCACUUACAGCUAGAGAAUAAAUAAAGAUGUUUCACAAACGGC
Molecule: messenger RNA, 3046 nt
Organism: Plectropomus leopardus (leopard coralgrouper)
Lineage: Eukaryota; Metazoa; Chordata; Actinopteri; Perciformes; Serranidae
Product: tribbles homolog 2
Biological process (GO): protein phosphorylation; positive regulation of proteasomal ubiquitin-dependent protein catabolic process; regulation of MAP kinase activity
Cellular component (GO): nucleus
Molecular function (GO): mitogen-activated protein kinase kinase binding; protein kinase activity; ATP binding
Source: RefSeq, a predicted model, not a curated record